Molecule: messenger RNA, 1145 nt
Organism: Lycium barbarum (goji berry)
Lineage: Eukaryota; Viridiplantae; Streptophyta; Magnoliopsida; Solanales; Solanaceae
Product: auxin-responsive protein SAUR50-like
Exons: 1
Coding region: 139-459 (106 amino acids)
Biological process (GO): response to auxin
Source: RefSeq, a predicted model, not a curated record
UCUUCCUCCAUAAAUAGCUUCACAUUUCUCUAUUGCAAAUAUCACCCCCUUCUCUCAAAACAAAAAGGAGGUAUUGAUCUUUCUUCUUCUUACUAAAGCUCUCAACUUUCUUUAUAUUUCUUCAAGAAAACAUACAAAAUGGCAAUCAGAAAAUCAAACAAGCUACCACAAGCUCCAAUUUUGAAGCAAAUUCUGAAAAGGUGUUCUAGUUUAGGUAAGAAGCACGUCUAUGAUGAUGAUGAAGAUCACCUUCCUGUUGACGUACCAAAAGGAUAUUUUACAGUUUACGUUGGAGAGAAUCGAACUCGAUACAUCAUACCUAUUUCUUUUCUGACUCAUCCAGAUUUUCAGUGCCUCCUUCGCUGCGCUGAAGAAGAAUUUGGCUUUGAUCAUGACAUGGGCAUCACAAUUCCUUGCGAAGAACUCGUUUUCCAGUCACUAACUUCCAUGAUCCGGUAGUGAAGUGUACAACAGGAAAGAAAAGAGUGAAUACUAAUGAACUAGGUGUAAGAUUUUUGAGUGAAGAAGAAUGGGCUCAAGCAGAAGCAAAUUGGUGUUUUUUGCUUCUCCUUUUGCUAACAUCUAAUUUCUUCACUCCACUGUUUUUUUUUCUUUUUCUAGAAACCACAUGAUAUUACUAGUAGUUUUUCUUUUGGGGUCAGGAUCAAGAUUUGUACAAAAAAAAAUAAAAAAAAAAUCUUGGAAAUUUCCUAGCAUUGGUGUUUUGCACCCAAUGAGAAUAGAGAAUCUCUUUUAAUCUAUUUCCCAUUUUCAACUCCCAAUCUAUUUGCAUUUUUACUGUCAAUUGAUCAUACUGGUAUUGGUGCAUUCUUCUUGAAUUGUAAUAUACUAGCAGUGCAUAGUAUUUACGUAGUAGCAAUGACAUUCUUGGCUCUACUCUGAAGACAUGAUUGAACAGAUAAAAUAUAUCACUCUUAUAAUUUAAACUUUUAGAUAGAUAUAUCACAUCAUUUAACAUACUAUCAUAGUAGACUGUGGUUCUGGUUUCAAGUAUUAAGUCACUCUGCAUUAAUUUCUUUCAUGUGCUUGACCCAUAAAAAAUGAAUCGAACAGUUACUCUGCCAAAACUUGUACACGAGUCCAUUACACAACCCAAUAUUCUCAUUAUUGUUCUAAGCUUUAGU